This is a messenger RNA of Pezoporus flaviventris, 1141 nucleotides long. Its product is annotated as SUN domain-containing protein 5-like. Gene Ontology annotation, biological process: nuclear envelope organization. The transcript has 5 exons. NCBI's taxonomy places the organism in Eukaryota, Metazoa, Chordata, Aves, Psittaciformes, Psittacidae. The record is from RefSeq and is a predicted model, not a curated record. Bases 34 to 807 code for a protein of 257 amino acids. Gene Ontology annotation, molecular function: protein-membrane adaptor activity. Gene Ontology annotation, cellular component: nuclear envelope; meiotic nuclear membrane microtubule tethering complex.
UGUCUGGCUGGGCUGUGAAAAGCACAAGUACGGAUGACCCCAGGAAGGCAGGGCUGUCAUCGCACUGAGCUCCUGCUUAGCGCUCCCAAAAGGAGGCUGUGUGGCAGCCUCGGUUCUCUGAGGCACAGGGACACGGAACAAAACCACGGGAUGCAAGAGCGUGACUGUGACCGAGCAGGUCUCCUGGGGUUUGCUGUCUCCCAGCACUCACAGACCUCCUGUUGUGUGUCUGAGAGAGAAAUGCUGUCGCCGGGCAUGGGGAUUACCUUGUUUUCCUGGGGCACCCACAAAGGGGCUGCCAUCAACCUGCAGAGAUCAUCCAGCAGCUCUGCAUGGCUCUGCAGGAUGUUUUGGUUCCUGUGUAUUCCACCCAUUCUGGAUACCUUUGUGCAGCCUGAUUCUUCCCCGGGAUACUGCUGGCCUUUCCAAGGGUCUGAGAGUGAGGUGCUAAUCCAGUUGCCUGCAAAAGUACGACCAACGGCCAUCACCGUACAGCACACCUUAAAGACAGACUCUCCGCUGAGGACUAUCAGCAGUGCCCCGCGAAAUUUCAUAGUCUAUGGACUGAAUGAAGGAGGCAAAGAUGAAACUCCGCUUGGGACAUUCACCUACACUGCACAGGAAGAGGUUAUCCAGACCUUCCCUUUGCAGGAUGAGAUGAGAGACUUCCAUUUCUUGAAGCUUGUCGUACAGAGCAACUGGGGAAAACCAGGCUACACCUGUAUUUAUCGAGUGCAGGUGCACGGGAAGGUGGAUGGAACCAGUGCCAUCAGCCAGAUUUCAGAUGUGAGGAACUCACUUCAGUAAGAAUUAAAGAGGAAAAUGGAGAAAGGAGGAGAGUGAUUGGCCGUUAGUCUGGGGCACAGCAAUGUCAGUGGCCUUCUCACAGCUGCCAACCACUGCCUUUCGCAGGCCAAGGCCUUCCUCAAGCUUUUCACUUUCUCUCCACCACAGGAAUGUUUCUUAAGUGACCAAAAGGAGACAACAUUCCCAUUGCCUUUUCUUGCCUAGUUCCUUGACAAAAUCUUUUGUGGGUCAUGAUCAUCAAAGCACGGGCCCAUUCCAUUCACACAGCACCUUGACUCUGGGGACGGGGUCCAGUGGGGCCCCGCACAGGGUGCAGCCAAGUCUGCAUGAGGUG